This is a messenger RNA of Polistes dominula (European paper wasp), 1527 nucleotides long. RefSeq names its product Radiation insensitive 1. Gene Ontology annotation, biological process: DNA repair; DNA damage checkpoint signaling; regulation of transcription by RNA polymerase II. Gene Ontology annotation, molecular function: DNA binding. Lineage: Eukaryota; Metazoa; Arthropoda; Insecta; Hymenoptera; Vespidae. Gene Ontology annotation, cellular component: checkpoint clamp complex; transcription regulator complex; nucleus. The record is from RefSeq and is a predicted model, not a curated record.
GAGAGAGAGAGAGAAAGAGAGAGAGAGAGAUAAAUGUAACCUAGGAUCUAUGGUUGUUUGCAUGUAUAGAAAACAAUUGAUAAAAGAUUUUACACCUAACCCAUAUAGUGUAAAAUAUAAUGAAAUUGUAGAUCAUUUGUUAAAAGAAUCAGUCGAAGAUUUUGAAAAGAACGGUAAAUUUUCAGAUAAAAUAUUACUAAAAUUAUAUAAUGUUUUUGGUGAGGUAUUUGAAAGAGCAUUAGAGUUGUAUGAAGAAAAACGUGUAACACACAUUUCUUCAUCAACACCUGUCGCUAAAGGAGAUUGUUAUAAUAAAAAUAAUGCUCGUUGGUUGUUACAAGUAAAAGGUUUUUCAGGAAUCAUAUAUACGCUUUUCCCUGAAAUCAAUUUUUGUACAUGUCUUUCGUUCAGGAAUCAAGUAAUAGAUAACAGAGUAAUAUUUACUUGUAAACACGUUUUAGCUUGUUGGUUAGCUACAAUCGAUAAGGAAAAAUUAUUGUAUCAACAAAUUACCUCACAACAAUUUCAACAUUUUUUAUUGUAUCAAUCUUUCUCUAAUCAUACUGCCACAUGUUUCGCUACAGAAAAUGGAAUAAAAGUAACUGUCGAAGAUGCCAAAUGUAUGCAAGCAAAUGCUUACAUUUCAAAACCUCUUUUUGUAGAAUAUUAUUUAAAGGAGGAUGGUAUUGGUAAUCCAUUGAGCGUAGUUAUUGAAGAAAAUGGUGUUAUAACAGAUUGUUCGUUGAAAACUCAAAAUCCAGAAGGUUUAUUAGAUUUUUAUUUAGAAGAACAGAACGUUUAUAGUAGAGUCGUGUUAAAAACAGAAUUAUUAAAGGAUAUCUUGACUGAGCUUGAUCCAACGAGUGAGAUAAUAGAGCUAUUAUUGUCUCCCGAGGAACCAUUUUUUAGAAUAAGUACUAAUGGAUUAGCUGGUAUAUGUCAUAUUGAACUACCUCAUGAUGGAGAUAUGAUAGAAAAUUUUAAAUGUCAAGCUGCGGCUACAACUAAAUAUAAGUUAGCACAUAUUAAGCCAGCAAUGAAAGCAUUAUCUUGCGCUUAUAAAACGUCUUUAAGAACAGACACUUGUGGAUUAUUAUGUUUUCAAUAUAUGAUUAAAACUGAGGAAGGCAAUGUGUGUUACGUCGAAUAUUAUAUUUCUCCAGUAAUAGAUAUGGAUUAAGAAGAAUAUUCUUAAUAAAGGAUUCCUUUUUUUUUAUUUUUAUAUAUAAUAUGUAUUAUUUUAUAAACACGUAUAAGGAAAAUAACAAAGUAGUUAUUUUAAAGUAAUAUUUUUUUAUUGGUAGAAAAAACAGUGACAAUUUCUUAUAAACAUAUAAUAUGUGGCAAAAUAAAUGAUUCGAUUAUUUUGUGCUAAAGACAUUAAACGAUUAGUAACAAUAUUCGGCUAUUUUUUUUUUUUGUUAUUUUUGCUAGUUCUUUAAGUUUAUACAAAAAUUUGCAUUUGUCAUCAAAUGAGUAAAAUUUCUUUAAUAUCAUAUCAGUUCUCUACAUACUUGCAUGUAAUUU